GAUAACUGAAAUCUUAUGGAUCCGGAAACUUAUGAGUGAAAUUGGUUUUCCACAAAAAACAGCAUGCAAACUCUUUUGUGAUAACAAAGCAGCAAUAAGUAUCUCAGAAAAUCCAUUUCAACACGACAGAACGAAGCAUGUUGAGAUAGACAGACACUUCAUAAAAGACAAAUUGGAAGAUAAGAUAAUUAAACUUCCAUUUGUGAGAUCAAGAGAUCAGUUAGCUGAUAUCCUGACAAAAGCUGUCAACAGUGAAGCAUUCGAUGAGGCAUUACGCAAGUUAGGCAUUGGAGCACCUAAUGCCCAACUUGAGGGGGAGUGUAGAAAUAACCAUAAUUAGUUCCUUAAUCAAAGGGACUAAAUAUUAAGCAAUUUAGUCUGCAACUAUUUAGGCUGUAAUCUUGGUAGUAGUUGCCUAAUUUACAGGAUACUUCUGUGUAUAAAUAUUUGUACUAUCACAAGCAAUAAACACACAAAAAAUUACAAACCCUAUUCCGCGUUAUUUUUCUCUAUAUCAGUAACCCUGAUUCAAUCCCUACUUUACCGGAAUCAUUCCGGAGUUUCACUAGAUCAUUCCCUCGGUACUUAACCACCGUUGAAGCCGAUGAAAUCCGCGCCAACGAGUACCGCCAUUUAUUCCUUUCUUCCCAUGUUUGCCUUGAUUAUAGUGGUCAUGCCCUCUUCUCAUCCUUACAACAACAACAACAACAAGGUGAGUUUGUUGCCUCUUCUUCCUCUUAUACCGCGAAACUAACAAGUUUCGAUAUUUUGCAUAAGGCGAAUGGAGUGUUAAUGUCAUCAAUGAUUGAGAGUAAGAUCAAGGAAAGAAUUAUGAGUAUAUGAUCAUGAAAAUGAAGGUGUAGAAGCUAUGAUUAAGACCUCAAAAGGCAGGGGAGCUCGAGUUUCGCAAGCCGAGUUUAAGUGGCCUAAGUUGAAGAUUCAUUGUAACAAACUAGAAGAAAUUGUGGUAGGCAAUAAUGUUAAGAAGAAUAAUAAAAACAAGAAAAUGAACAAAGGUUUGUUUGUUUUUCCUGUUCAAUCAAGAGUAAGUGGAGCAAGAUACUCUUAUCAAUGGAUAAGUUUAGCAAGGGAAAAUGGGUGGCAUGUAUUACUUGAUGCAAGUGCCCUUAAUCCUAAGGAAAUGGACACUUUAGGGUUGUCCUUAUUUCAACCUGAUUUUCUUAUUUGCACAUUUUAUAAAGUCUUUGGUGAAGAUCCCUCGGGGUUUGCCUGCCUACUCGUAAAGAAAUCGAUCUCUCCAACAAUAAAUGUUUCGAGUUUUACAUCUUCCCCUGGAGUUGUGAGCCUAAUACAUACAAAAGAUGAACAAGAUCAGGGAAAUAAGCAAGAGUGUGACGUUGAGUGUAAGGGACUAGACCAAGCAGACAUGUUAGGCCUAGUCAUAAUUGGUAGUCGGGUAAGAUGUUUGAUUAAUUGGUUAAUUAAUGCAUUAUCAGCUCUUUAUCAUCCACAUUCCGAAAGAGGGGUACAACUUGUACAAGUUUACGGUCCUAGAGUGAAUUUCGACAGAGGCUCUUCCUUGGCCUUUAACAUGUUUGAUUGGAAAGGCGAAAGGGUUGAGCCAAUGUUAGUCCAAAAACUCGCGGAUAGGAAUGAUAUUUCACUUGGUUGCGGAUUAUUGAAGCAUGUAUGGUUCUCUGAGAGGUAUGAAGUUGAGAAGGAAAGUGUUUUGAUGAAGGGGACUAAAGAAAGCAUUAGGAAAAAAUUCAAAGGGAAGAAAAAGGAAAGUUAUGAAAGUGGCAUAUCAGUUGUUACAGUUAAUAUUAGUUUCUUAUCAAAUUUUGAAGAUGUGUAUAGUUUAUGGAAAUGUGUUUCUAAGUUUUUGGAUGCAGAUUUUGUUGAGAAAGAGAGGUGGAGAUAUACAGCACUUAAUCAGAAAUCUAUUGAAAUUUAAAUGAAUUUAAGAAGUUGCUACUUUUUAUGUAAUUAUGAGCUUUCAAAGUUAUAUCAACGAAUAUUGUUACUCAUCAUAUAGAUAUUGGAUAUUUUUUUGAAGUUUUUAUUUCUGUAUGAUCAUGAAAUUUUGG
This is a messenger RNA of Chenopodium quinoa (quinoa), 2048 nucleotides long. Its product is annotated as molybdenum cofactor sulfurase-like. The coding region runs from base 869 to 1915 and encodes 348 amino acids. The transcript has 2 exons. The record is from RefSeq and is a predicted model, not a curated record. Lineage: Eukaryota; Viridiplantae; Streptophyta; Magnoliopsida; Caryophyllales; Amaranthaceae.